Messenger RNA from Akanthomyces muscarius, 246 nucleotides. RefSeq lists its product as uncharacterized. NCBI's taxonomy places the organism in Eukaryota, Fungi, Ascomycota, Sordariomycetes, Hypocreales, Cordycipitaceae. The transcript is spliced from 2 exons. The record is from RefSeq and is a predicted model, not a curated record. Bases 1 to 246 code for a protein of 81 amino acids.
AUGGCACGCAUUAGGCAAACAGCCCGCCGGAGCAUCCGGGCGCUCAUAACCCUGACCAGGUUUUACCUGCCUCUCGACCAGGAGUGGCCUGCCUGGCCUGCGGAGGAGGGUUGCGAUCCCCACGCUGGACCACUUGAGGGCGUUGAAGGCGCCCAUAGUAUGCGAAUGGGGCGGCUGAUUGAUGACCCUGAGCAGGCCGUUUAUAUUAUUGACUGGAGCUUAUUGCAGCAUUUCAAAGCCUUCUAA